CUUUCCUCUCAUCUUUGGAAAUGUUAGUCGGUUCAAACGAAGAGCCUGGAGGCGGUCUAAACCCGGUCUAAAACCAGUGUAGACCCGGUCCACGGUCCGGCACACGUGUGUCUGAUUUCGGGGGCUGGUGCUGCUGGUCUCCUGACAGAUCCUCGGCGGUUUCCUCUCGGAGGAAAUGAUGGAGAAGGAAAGUUGGUGACGCCGCUCCGUGUUUGUGGGGACAGGAAAAAAAACUCACGAACAUUUUUACUCGCUGUUUGCUCGACUUUCUGAUCCUCAUCAUAACACUCAAAAAGACCACGGUACAAGUCUGUAUGGAUCUGGGAUUUCUACGUUUUCUAACUCUGAAAUGUCUCAUGAUUGGAAAUGCAGCUCCACGCCUGUCUGCUGCUCCUCAUUAUUACAACAGGUAAGAGAACCUGAGAUCUCCUGAUACUCACUAAACUUUGUUUUUAUGUCUGAAACUGCAGAUUCAAUAACUGCUCUGUUGUCAGGUAAAUGUGCAGGUGGACAGGAUUUCUGCAUGGCUAGUUUUUUGGGGGGUUACCUGAGCGAUAUAGUCCUGUGUCAGAUCUUGGGAUUAGUCUCCUUUGACAGAUUAUCAAAAAUAUGGGAUUAAAUACUGGGUCCAAGAUUAUUUUUCAACUCAUGUAUCCCUCUAAUGCCUGAAACCACAAAUUAUGGCCAGAAAAUUCAAUUUUUUUGGAGCUGAAAUGUUUAUUUCACUGAAUACUGAAAAUAAAAAAAAAUCAAAUUGUCCUCAAAUAUAUUUAUUUAUCUCAUUUGGUACAUUAGAUGUUUUUUGAAUCUGAUAAACUACAAGAGGACAUUUUUAUCAUUUAUCUGACUGUAUUCAGGUGAUUUUUUUAGUAAUUUGUUGAUCAUAUUGAUUUGAUAGAAGUAAAUAAAAGUAUGUAUCAAAAGGCAUUAAAGGGUUAAACAGCCCAGACUACUUAUUCAAACUUUUAGAAUUAUAUUAGAAUAUUUUAGAUGUGUUAAAAUUUCCUAUUUUUCAUUAAAAACUUGUUUGAAAUGUAACUUGUUGUUAUAUCCUCCAUAAGAACACAGAGAACAGUUUAAUAUGUGCUCAUUCUAUGGAGGCCCUGAGGUACCAAAAGUUAAACUUUUAUGAAAUAACUUUUUGGUUUGUGUUGAAUUUGACUGAACAGUUCAUCAGUUCUUGUAAAUAUAAGUUUUGAGUCUUGUGCUCUGGAGUGAAUAAAAUGAAUAUUGUUCAUACGACUUUUUAUAUUAUAUUUAUAUUGUUAUUAUUGUGCGUGCUAAAGUUGAUAUCCUGUGCUCAGAAGUGAAUUACUUUGUGGAUUACUACCGUCUAAAAACCCACUUUUAUUUCUUGGCUUUUGACCCAGUAUGAGACGGCAUUUGUUUUAUUGCUUUUUUAUUAUAUUCUAAAACAAUUAUUUAUUGUUGUUUUAUGUUUUUAUGUUAUUAUGUACAGCACUCUGUGUCAGCUUUGGUUGCAUUUAAAGUGAUCUAUAAGUCAAUUACUAUCUGAGGAGCAUAUGUCUUCAGCUGUUAUCUGGUGGGAACAAGUUAUCAAGAUAGCAUAGUAUACCUCAAAUGAGUCACAUGACUUACAUGCACAAGACAAUAAUUUUGUGCUCCAGGGCUGCCGUACAACCUUGUCCAUUUGUCGACCUUUAAUUUACUUUCAUAGUUUUUAGUUUAAAUAUAAAUGAUUGUGUUAGACAGCGUAUAGGUUUCAUUAGUGCGUCUCUUUUGUCUCUCCACAGAUAAAUCGUGGGCCUCGUCGCAGCUCCUCUGUGGUGGAAACUUCGACCUGGAUCAGGACCCUGCUGGUCGCUUCAAUCUCACUCUACCUGGACUUUUUCCCGACUCCACCGACAGACCCAGUUCUGUAACCCACCUCUCUGAAGAAAUCCUACCAAUCACAGUUUGCACUUGGACUCUAAGUCUCCCUCCGGGUCGGACGGUACUUUUAAAGUUGGUAUGGUUGGAGAGUAACUCGAGUAUAUCAGUUCACUGUGUCCCAAACAGAGAAGAUCUGGUUCUGGAGGGCCUCAGGGGGUCGGCUCUGCUGUCCGGCUGUGACAGAAACAAAGCAACACUUUCUUGGACAGGACCGAGACAGUCGUCAAAUGUAAUUGAGCUGUCUUAUUAUGGUGAGAAACGCUGACUUUGUUAUCCUGUUGGGUUUAUUGAGUCUCCGUGGCCUAAAUGCUCGAUCACGAGAGUUUGAUUCAAUUCUACAAAACUAGAUUACGCUUGUUUCAGAGUUUGUUUUUAACCUAUAGUGUGUCAGUGAAGUAUUUUUGUUUACCAUGUUGGCUCCUUUGGUUUCAUACUGUGUAAUUGUGGAAACAAACUGUGGAAAUAUAGAGUUCAAAAUAUGUUGUUAUGAGCUCUAAAUCUGUCGGAAAGUUCUUAUCACGCUAACUGUGGGGAGAGUUAGACAGAAGUUAUGUUGUUGUGAUUUCGCCUCACCCUCUCUCUCUCUCUCUCUCUUUCUCUCUCUCUCUCUUUCUCUCUGUUUUUGUCUCUUUUUCCUGGUCAUGCAGUCCAGGAAGAUGACCCGCAUUCCUCAGAGGACCACACCAACUCUUACUCAAACCAAGACCUCUUGCAUCGGUCUCAGACAGGAACCAGCUUUACAAGAAGUGCUCUCAUUGGUGAAGAGAUAGUGAGCGGGGAAGACGAGGGCAAAGGUCGACUCUACGAAGGUCUUGACUCGAGUUCUGGGCCGUAUUCCUCCUCUCAGGACCAGGGUCUGCUCCGCCCUACCUCAUCCCUGCAGGGACUCGCCUCAACGUGGAAAGCCGAUAGGGAAACUCUCCCUCUUCCUGAGGAAGGACCGAACAAUGGAGCGGAUACAUCUGGAGCGGCUCACCUCGCUGAUCGUCCCACGUCUGCCAGAGGGAGGACACGCCCCUAUUUUCAGCCGACGCUCAGCGCAGAGUCACUUUUUCACGGUUUCAAGGAAGAAAACACGGAAAGAAGCGCUGGAGAUGAGCAGACGACACUCACACAUGAAACAGAAAGUCACUUUAACACUUCGGAUGGCACAGAUAUACAGAAAUCUACAACCACUCAUCCUUCUUUCCUGAGCUCUGACACCCAAACUAUCGUCUCUUCUUCACCUCUGACAACCAGGGUGAGUGGCCCCCUUUUAACCCCACAUUUUGGAGCUGAUUCUGGGCCACCUGGAGAGAAAUCACCCCCAUCCUGGAGGAGCCAUCGAAGCACAGCCGAGCUGAACUCCGAUCCCACCUCCUCAGUUACCGCUAACCCCCUAAAAACCUCCACUGAAGGUCCAGAGGAAGCCUCAACAAGUGCAAACACCGAUACAGAACCCACUGCAGUAUCGCUCCCAUCCUCCUCACAGGACCCCAUGAUGGCAUUCUCACCCACCACCGCAGCUUCAGACAACAGCAGCACUGUCAGGACUGUGGAGGCCGCUUCAUUUCAUCCAAACACGAGUACAAACGGCUCUUUAGGAUCUGACACUCCGGACUUUACCAGCCCGUCUGCUGCGUUCGAGUCCUCGGAAAAGCUCGGAAACACGGAGAUGCUUCACUCUUUAACUUCUCCUUCUUCUAUAUUGAGUCAAACCGACUUUCCCCAAAGCACAGAGAGCAUCACACAAACUCCUUACACACAGACAGACACAGAAAGUACACAAAGCAUCUCUGCUGCUGUCUCGUCUUUGCCAGAUGGAACCAAAGAUGAUGACUGGACUUUAAGUUUCACAGAUUUCUCAACACCUGGAGCAGCUGGAACAUCGGGGGAUGUCGUCCAAAGCUCCGCUGUUAACAGAAACACUGAAUCUUAUACUUUAGAUGACAACGUGGCAGCAAAUUCACAGACUUCUGCUUCCCUUUUGUCAACAAGUACAACCCCACACUCCUCCACAGACUCACAAACACUCCAAACACACUCUACAUCCCCCGGUGUUUCACUUUCUGUUCACACAACCUCUCCUCUGUCGUCUGCUACCAGUCAACCCGCCGCACACACGCCCCUCUUGGACCGAGAAACCGUGCCGACGACUUCAGAAACAUCAACAGUCAGACGUCCAUCCUCACACACACCUUUUCCAUCCUCCACUGAUGCCCCACUAACACAGAAACACUCCGGAGAUCAUGUUACUGCCACACAAGCUUCUCCGCCCUCCGUCACAACUGCAAACAGAGAUAAAGGAGACAGAGAGGUAGAGGAACGGGACGAGUCUCCCUCUGCUGGAUCUCCGUCAAACACCACACCACACACCAUCCAGGAGAGCCUCACGACUCUCCGAACAGCUGUUUUUAACUCCAAACCUACUCAGAGCUCCACAACCAGUCAGACACCCAAGUACUACAUCGUACCCGACCAGCCAGCAGCCAUCGGAGGUGAGGUUGUUUGUUUGUUUGAGGAAUGAAUCAGAGUUUGGGUGUUCAGUCCUGUUAUACUGACGUUAUUUACUUGUGCCAUCUAGUGGAGUCGAUCGAGCUGCUGCUGCAGAUCAUCGUGGAAGAGUCCAGAUCAGAUUUAAAGUCCAACCUGGAAGAAGACGCGACUGCUUGGGUAAGAGAUUCUGCACAUGAAGGCUAGAAGGUCCCAUAUGAUGACAAACAUGUCUACUUCACAUCCUCCAGCCCUGUAGCUCUGAGAGUGUGGAAGUUAAAAAGCUUCUGUGUUAUGUUUGAAGUAAAACCUUCGAGGAAAAUAAAGAUUUGAUUUCAGCUGCUUUGGUGAUGUAACCACAGGAGAGAUAACCACGCCCUGUUAAUCUGUCAUUGUCUUGGUUACCCACAUUAACUAAUAAGGAGGUGAAUUAAAAGAAAACGAGUCAGUCAAAGUUUUUCUGUACCCACCUCUGGUCAUGUCGGAGUGUUUCCCCCUUAAUCCACCUGCACCGGUUAGUACAGCCCCACACAGAUCACUGCACCAGGGUUGAGGUUCGAGGCAGAUCCGUCAUGAAGGUUAAAUCUGUGAUGUUUUUUUUUUUUUGCAUUUAAUUGUUGCAGACGGAUUAAAAUACCAUCAAAUGUGACUUUUCAACAUGCAAUGACAAGCAGAAGAUCGUCCAUUUUUUCAGAUCAAGUUUACAGAGACUCUGCUUCAUUUUUCACUUUGUGUUUCUCUCAGAUGGAGCCGUACCUUCAGAGAGCCCCGGGGUUCAGCAGGCUGCUCGGAGUCUGGAGCAGGUGAGGUCCUUUUCUGAACGUCUGUGUGUCUAAUGUGGCCAAAGUGUGUGAAAUUCAUCAAUAAGAUAAUUGGUUGUAAAACUGAUCAGAUCGGUUUCCUCCUUGAAUUGUAACUUUUUUAAAAUUUUAUUUUAAUGGUGGUGAGAAGGUCAGAGCAGAGAAACACCAUUUCUUUACAUUUUAUUCUUAAACAAUCAAAAUAAGAGACCUGAGGAUGAGGACCACAUGAAGAAAAAAAUAAUUACAGAAGGGGGUUAAAGUCAAAAAUUCGAGAUCAAAAAAAUCGAAAUUAUGUCAAUAAAGACGAAAUUUUGGGAUUACAAAAUAUCAAAAUGUCGUGAACAAUACCAAAAUGUCUUGAGCACAAAAAAUACAUUUUUCAGUUUAAAAUAAAAAUUUGGACUUUAUUCAUGUAAUUCCGUUUUUUUUUAUUUUGAAAAAUUUCAACUUUAAUGACAUAAUUUUGAUUUUUUAAUCUUGAAAUUUGAAAUUUCGACUUUAAUCCCGAAAUAUCGGCUUUAAUCUCCUUCCUGUAAUUAUUUUUUUUCUUUAUGUGGUUUUUAUCCUCUUUCAUACAAACAUGUCUUCAAAAUUUCAUUUUUUUUUAAAUUUCAACUUUUUAAAUUUUGACUUUAAUCUCAAAUGGAAAUUAAAAAAAUCUCCCUCCUGUAAUUAAUUUUUUUAUCUUCUUGUGGUCUUAUUCCUCUUUAGUUUGUUUCAAUGUUAAAAUAAAGAUGAGAAAAUGCUGCCCAAUAAUACACACUAAACAUGUUAAGUGAGUACAUCUCUGCCCACAGGGGGCGCCAUAAUAGACAUUAGCUGAAAAUCCUCACAGCAGCUUUGAAAAAAUGAAAACCUUCUGAUUUUAAAAACUCAAAGUAAGAAAAUCAGACGAGGUUUCAGUGAUUUCACAGUUUUUAGUUUGGGUUUUGAUCGUACGAGUUAAAGGAAGGUUCAGUUCUCUGGUUCCAUCUUCGGAUCUGGAAAAAACGGCCUAAUUUGGAAAGUGGGUUGAAAUUUUCCCACACCACAGUGGAUGAGCUCUCCUGUUUUUAUCCACAUGGUAAGAGGAGCCUUUGGUAUUCUUGGGACAGAGAGAGUCAGUGCGGUUUCACUUUUUCAGAGUCUGUAUGUCGACAUCUGUGACUCCACAUGUCGUCACCAAAAAGCUGCUGAAAGAUACCUGAACAAAGAUACCUGAACGACAGGUACGAGAGGUAAAUCGACAGUUUUCUUGUCGUUGCAGCGGUCAUGCAGUUCAGAGUCUGGUCCAGUUUAAGACCAGCCAGGCUCUGGAGUGGCUCGGCAGGACCGGUCCGUCAUCUCUGUUGGAGAGAACAGGACUCACUCAGGCUGUCCGAGACGGGCGGAAAUUCAGAUCCUCCAAGAUCACCAACAUCACUCUGGGAGGUAAACCUCAGCCGCUCCACCGAUCAGACUUUUACUCUUUCACUUUUUAUGAAAGUCCAUUUCUGUUACCAAACUCGUGUUGAGCUGCCAACCCGAGGAGAGCUGAGUCAGGAUCCGGACUCUGAGGGUUCAGAACAGUUCUCACUGAGGAGCUUAUGUUUGGAGUAAUUUUCCACAUUCCUGUCAUUUUCUCCUGACUCCUCUGACUGUUUAAUGAAAAUAUACUCCGACUGCAGGGUGACUUUAUUUACCUGAGAGGAGCUCCUCCUCGUUUGACCCACUUAGAGAGACGGACUCAGAAACACCAAAACCUGCUCCGUUUGACUCCGUUUAGGAGCUCACAAUCAGGUUACAGGAAAUCUGAUUAACGGACCUCAAUUACGAAGAUGUGGUGUGACUGUUUGGACCUUCUCAGUGCAGGGUUGUUACUGGAUUUGAUGUCAUUACACUUAAUGACGGCGUUUAACAGUGUGUCGGUCCUUAAAGAGGGGCAGUCUGUUCCUCUCUCCAUGUGAUUUCUUCUCCAUUAAAAGACCUUAAAAAGUCAAGAACAAGUAACUUCAUGAAGUCCUUAAUAAACACUAAUUCAGGCUCAGGAUCAAAUUAGACAUUAUUUAUUAAAUCGAGCAAAGAUAUCCAAAUAAACAGGUCAACAAAGUUACUCUCGUACUCGACUGUAUUUGCUUUAUCUCAGCUGAAGGUUGAAAAGCGUAGAGCGCCGUAAGUCGAUCCUCCGUCAUGUUUUCCCCUCAGGUGUGCAGGCUGAUGUGUGUGACUGGUUACUGCAGUGCCCAGCGGGACUGAAGUGUGUGUCCCAGCCCGGCUCUUCAAACUACAGCUGCUCAUCCGUCUGCCACUUCGACCACUGCCACCACCACGGCAUCUGCACGCACCACCCGGGACAACUUCCAGUCUGCCGGUGAGAGCGCGCUCAUUCAAAGUAUCUAGAGUAUCACCGUCCGCUCGUGAGGCGUUCUGGGUUGUAAAUGUGGUUUUGUCCGGAUCAGCUGCCUCGUAGGUGAGGACUUCUGGUACAUGGGUCAGAGGUGCGACGUGAGGAUGACUCGGGCGCGGCUCGUGGGUGCGUGUCUCGCCAUCUUGCUCAUCAUGGUGACAGUGAUCGGCGUUUUGGCCUUUGUUGCCGUGCGGCGAUACAAAGCAGCGCUGAUCCAGGCCAAAGUGGAUCAGACUCGGAGCAGGUACACACUGACGCAGAUAUAAAUCCUUCUCUACAGCCUCAGUCACAAAGACAUUACUGAUUACUAAAUUACAAAUGACUAAAGAGAAGUGUAAAAGGGUCAAAAAUGCAGAAACACUCGUAUUAAAAAACGUUAUUCAGAUACUGGCAGGUUUUGGUUUUAGGUCGUGCAAAAUUUGUGCAAAUGCAAGAAUGGAUGGACCAAUCAGAAACUGUUAUUUACUCUCAAGUGUAUUUACAGUGAAGUCUGAACCUGCUGAUGAAUUUACCUGAGGUGGAAAAAGUUUGUUACUUUAUUGUUAACAUUACUGGUGUAAGUAUCUCGGUCAAUCUGUGACUUUAAUACUUGCUUUUAAAACUUUUCCAUGUGUUCAAACUACCUUAACAUGAAAGAGGAUGAGGGCAACAAGAAGAGAAAGAAUAAUACAGGAGGGAGAUUUUUUUUAUUUCCAUUUUGAGAUUUAAGUUGAAAUUUCAAGAUUAAAGUGGAAAUUUUAAAAAGUCGAAAAUAAAACAAAAAACAGAAUUUUGACGAUAGUCCAAAUUACGUGAAUAAAGUCGAAAUUUCAACUUAAAUAUCAAAAUUCUAAAUUUUUUAAUCUCAAAAUUUAGAAUUUAUUCACAACAUUUCGACAUUUGGCAACCUCGAAAUUUCGAUUUUAAUCUUGAAAUUUGGACUUUAUUGACAUAAUUUAGAUUUUUUAAUCUGGAAAUUUGGACUUUAAUCUCCUGUAUUUAUUUAUUUUUAUUCUUUUCAUGUGUCCCUGAUCCUGUUUUAUAACACUCUGACAUAGUUUCAUCCUGUUAUAUUUUAAAAAAUAAUAUUAAUUAUGUUUUAAAUCUUGUACAAAUUUAUUGAUCUAAUAAUAACUAACAGGAAGAGGAGCGAUAAACCACAGAAAUAAAACAGCAGUGAAGUCACCAGAGGCAAAGACAAGUUUGUUUAGAGAGUUCAGCGCAAUGAAUGUUUCACAUGCUAACUAAGGUGCAAGGUUAAUUAUUCUUUAUUUCCAAAUUCACAAACAUGAGCUUCAGAUGAGGUUAGGGCUGGGCGAUAAACAGAAAAUUUAUCGUCCAUUUAUCGUUAUCAAGGUGAACUGAUCAAUAUAUCGUGAUAUUGAUUUGAGUCCAUAUCGCCCAGCCCUAGAUGAGGCUGUUUAAGUGGAGAAUCAUCAUCCAUCACUGUCUCACUGAAUGAACUCCCAGGUCUCUGCGUUUGUUCAGCGCUCAAACAAAACUAUGUCGGUGGAACAAACUGUGCAGAGAAGACAGGAAAUACACGAAAUUAAAAAUACAUAAACCAAUCAUUAUAUAUGAUAACCUGAAGACACUCUGUACAUGAUAAAUGAUGAAUGUAGAGUCCAGUAUAGUAUCAGCACCAAGCUUUCAGUCAUAUCAGAUGUCCUCUCUCUGGUCCAAAUAAUCUGUACGCGGUAAUUAACGACACCGAACUGCCAACUGCACCAAAAGAUCCAGCUCCACUCCACUGAACCGCAGACUGUGUGGGCUGAAGCUGCUGCUGUGAGCCAAUCACAUGCUGUAUCAAAGACCAGCUGUGAGCGGCACGUCUACGGAGUAUAUUUCUGUACUAGACCUGAAAAGGACUGAAUGUGGGAGUUUUGUGGACUGGUGCAGUUUUUGAUACUGUAAUCUAUGAAACACACACAUCUUAAAAUCGACACUGACAGGGGUGUGACUGCAGAUGAAGGGAGUGUAAUUACACCAGUGUCCAGCAGGUGUCCCUGUCUAGCUGUUAAAUCCCACUCUGAAGACUCUGGAGCCUGUGCUGCAGACUCUUUGCAAAUGUGGAGACAGUCUGGGUGAAUCCAAACGUCCACCCUCAGACCUGCAAUGCAGACACCCCUCGCUGUCAUACGUGCCGUGAGAUGUUGACUGUCAGCAUCACAUCUUUCAGUGACAGGACAGGAGAUCUCCCUCUCCUAUCAGGAUCAAACAUCUCAAAAACAUGAGUAAUAUUUCACCAAAUACAGACAGUUUUGUUUGAGGCUCUCGUGGAUUUAAUGAUCUGUGGAUGUGGACAGUUUUCAGGAUUUCUGUAGCUUCUUAAAACUGUACAGGAACCGUUUGAAUCUGGAGUCACAGAGCAGGACUGUAAGAGUUUAUCCGCCUGUACUGAGACAAUGUGGUUUCAUCCUCUGGCAGAGAUUAACUUCUAAUGUUGGGAAGAGACAGAGAAAGUUCAGACAGGAAGUCUGAAGAAGUUAAGCCGUAAAUCCAAAGUGUCUCUGUGACAGUAAAGAGGGAGCUGGACUCUUAGGCCGGAGCUUUACUUUCUAUAACGGGCUCAGUCAGUCAGUCAGUCAGUCAGCAGCAGAGUGAUCCUGUUUUUUAAUAUCUUCUAAUUUAGCUUCAGAGGAAAAAAAAAAAGAUCCUCAUCAUGAAACUUUCUGCAAAUGUUCAAAACUGUCUCAGGAACCUGGGGUAACCUGCAGCAGGAGGAGUAAACAUGACAGGCUGUGAAUAUUAACCUCACGUGGUGAUUCAUUGUGUGCAGCUAUCGCAGGUUCAACCAUUUUGAUGAGCUGUCAGGACGGUUCUGGUUGCGUUCGUGGGCAGGAUCAGCAGACUCGCUGGAUAAUCCUGCUUUCACACGCUCUGAUGAGUUACUGCACCUGCGGGCACUCGACCGCCCCUGCUGUUACCACGACGACACGCUGUCGCUGGCAUCCACCUGCCCCAGCCAUGGCACACGCAUCAACACUAUUUACCCGCACAGGUACACACAAACACACACACACACACAGUGACACAGACACACAGACAGAGGUUCAGCAUUACUCAUGAUCUGCUGAUCUGCUUGUUGGAAUAAUUAUGUUUGAAUAAUUAAUCCUGCUAAUGUGUGUGUCCUCCUCCUCCUCCUCCUCCUCCUCCUCCUCCUCCUCCUGUCUGAGUUUGAGAGUUUUUAGGCUUUAAUUAUAACUUAGAAAACAAAGAUGGAGAUUCGACUGGUCGACUGAUUGGAUGAUGCGUGCUGAGUCUGAGUUGAUUGGUCGACUCGAUUUUUCUCCGUCAAUUUACAGUCUAUGGUUAAUUUCAUCAGGAGGAACGUACCAAGUGCUAAUGGGGGUGUUUACAGAGCACCUCUGUUUCAAAGGCAUAGACUGUAUCUAGAGUGGACACCAUCUGCCUCCUCGCUGGGUGAAGCCACACCGAGAACAGCACCCUCUGGUGACGGGCUGCAGUAUAGGUCAUAAAUCCCGCCUCCCUAUGAAGCUGUGGACAAACUUUAUAAAUUAAUGACACAGGAUAUAAAUGUUUCUCCCCCCCGGAGGAAGAAGGCAGUUAAACAAUGUUGAAAUGCUCAAAAUAAAAAUAAAUAUUCAGUUGACCACAAGACACGACAUUUUAUUUUGUAGGAUGGUAGGCGAAGGUCCCGGCCUCCUUUGUCUCUGAUUGGCUAGAAAAGCUGGGCUCUGAUUGGUUAUUCCUUAUGGCUAAAAUGUCACGUCUGGUGGUUUACUGAAUAUUAAUUUUUAUUUUGAGCGUUUCAAAUUUUAUCAUGUUUAAUUCCCUUCUUGUGCUGAUAUCAGUAUAUUUUCACCCCGCCGAGUCGUGUCAUCGCCCGCCACAGAAGGUUUUGUUGUCAGAGUCGGAAAAUUAGUCAAUUUUUGGUCGAAAAUUUCAGGGUUUUAGUCGACCAAGAAUUAAUUUGGUUGAUUACAUCCCGAAUAAAAAUAGCAGCUCAGCCGUUUCUCUAACAUGAAUAUAAAGUUACUUCUGCUCUGAACUGUGAUCUCUAAAUCCCCCCAACACUCGUGUACAAAGAAAAAAAACUACAAUCCAGUAAAGACAACUGCUUUAAAACUGGAAACACAAAAAACAUAUUUAGAGGAAUACAGAAUAAAUAAAACUAAUGCGAAACCUCCAAAGAGUUCACACUUUAAUAUUUUUAAUGUCAUUUCUAAAUGUCUGACAUUAGGACCUGAAGUGGGCAGGGCCGUGUGCAGCGGUUUGUUGGAGCGUACAACAGCUGUGCACACAUCUUGAAGUGACCCUGGGGAACCCAAAAUGAACCCUAAAUAUAAACAUGAUCUGGAGAUCUGAAAGAGGAAGUUCAAAGAUGCUUCAAAUGUGUUUAGCCCUGCGGAUAAACCGCACACUCCACGUACAGAGUGACCCGAGUUUGAUUCGACAUAUUUCUUAUUCUGUUGUCUGAAUAAAGGCUGAGAGUGAAAGAGCCACAGUAGGUUUUAAAAGACGGAUACACAUAUGUUCAGAGAAAUACCGAUUAUGAGCUUUGACUAAAGAAUAACGAGUAAAUGAGGUAAAAACUGAACCGAUAAUUGGAUUUGGGAUUCUGUUGCUGUUGAGAUAUUGACCUUACAUUGACCCUGAUUAGAAAGGAUUAAUAAAGUUUCUAAUUGUUUGAAAUGUAAUAAAAUUGACUGAAUAAGUAAAACCCUUUAUCGGAGAAUAACAAAUCUGAAGUUUUCCUUCUUUAAAUUGUUUUUUGUUUGAUUUUUGCCUGAACGUAAAUGUCCCUGUAGCUCUCAGUACGGUUGGAGAGGAAGCGAGGUUAGCGUCGGCGACGGCGUGUUGGACUCGGGUAAGGCCAGCGACCUCUCAGUGUGUAGCUGGCCUGUCGAACCCAUUCAGUGGACUCCUUUCCCAAUCCUGCAGCAACUGGCCGCUCACAGGACACCUGCAGUGAGUGUCUGACUGUGUUUGUUUGUGAUGAUAAGAAAAAGUUGUUUGUUUACCCGUCUUUACGGUGAGUUGUUGUCGUUUUCCCCUGUUGAACCAGGUGAGGGUGUCGAGGCCGCGGUCCUACUGUGAGGGGAUGGAGCUGGUGGACAUGAAGAGCUGGACUGCCUGAAAAAAGAGGCAAAACUUUUCUUACACUGGUGCAACUUGGCCUCAGAAACUGCAGUUUAGUUGACAAUAUCUGUAAAUGUGUAUAUGUGUAUAUAUGUUUCUAUUUUUGUUGUUCCAGUUUGUCUCAAACCUGUUUCACCCCAAGUUCAUCCUGACUGCCUGUUUGUUGUUCUGUUAAUAUAUGUCUAAUACUUUGAUACAUGAAUGAUACUCAGGGUGAUACUGACUGUAUCUUUGCUUUUUGUAGUUAUUUAAACUUACUCCUACGUUGGCGGGAAACGUUUGUCCUUCAAAAACAAUUUAACAGCUUUCAGACAUUUUAUAGUUACAUACAUUAAACACGUUAGAAAAGAAAGAGAUAUAAGAGGAAUGAUAAAAACAAGAACCAAAGUUUGAAAUUAGUUUGGGGAAAGACUGACAUGCGAUCACGCUAAGACUGUUAGCCAAGCAUAGACGAGGAAAGCUAGCGUGAUUUCCUCCUUUUUAAUUAGGAAAUUUUCAACGGUAGGCUGAUUUAAUUAUACUUGCAUAUCUCUUUGAUAGUCCAUCUAACCAUUGACAGCACUUUUUCUUCCCUCUUUACUUCCAUAUUCAUAAACUGAUAGCAGAUUCAGCUGUAAUGUGGCACCAUCAGUUGGCCGAUUAGCUAAAUGGCUAAACAGCUAAACUGACUUUGUGAAUAGAGCAAUUUAGAGUUCAGCGUCUUCAGAGUCUAUCUGCAAGAACUGAGAUUAAAAAGGCAAACUUCCAUUUGAGAGACAACUACCGAAAAUUUACUGAUACCAAAAUUUUAAAUUUCGGUGUCAGUAAAAGAAAUAAAAAUUAACCGUGAUCUGAAAAAAUAAAUGCCGCAAUAUUGCAGGACAGGAAAACGUCUUGCAGCUUGUGCAGAAGUUAUCAUCCAUUUAUCGUUAUCGAGUUGAACUGCUCAAUAUAUCGUGAUGUUGAUUUGAGGCCGUAUCGCCCAGCCCCAAAUGCAGCUAACGAUCUAAAGAGGUUAAUUAAAGGUGAAGGAGUGCUGUCAAUCUGGCUAGUCAUACUGCUAACAGCAUUAACACAUUGUUUAGGAUAAUAUUGCAAAAAGAAAAAGAAAAACUUUUCAGUGGCUACUCCAGCUUUUUCUAAGAACUGAGUAUUACAGUGGGUUGAAGUAGUCUUGAUCCAUCCAAAGUCUCCUGUGGAGGUUUGAGUAAAUCUGGAUUUUUGGCCCAUAAAAGCCUGAGAUUAAUGUUUUUAUGCAAUUUGAAUAAUUACAAUUAGUUAUACUGGUACAAUUUAAGCAAAGGUAUGUCCUGCAGUAACAUGCACCCUGAUAUAUCUCUCAUCCUUUUUUGGUAACUACCGUUGCAGCACUCUCUUCUCAAAGGAAAUGUGAAAUCUUUAUGUAAAAAAUACUGUGUAGAAAUUACAGGGAAAAAACUAUCAAAAGACAAAGAAACAAACUCAAAACAAGAAAAACAUUUGAUCCACAAAAUAAAAAACAACAGCUACACACUAAAAGCUGUAUUCAGUGAUGAUAAAAAUAAAUAUGAAUUGUGAUCCAAUCUGAUCUUAUGAUCCUCGAUUUUGGACUAAAAUUUAGUGGACCCUUGGGCGUCCUAAUCCCAGCCAUUGUUCAAGCUCUGCUGUUCUUAUUUGCUAAUAAAUAAUGCUCCUAAAUGUUAAGUUUGGACUCUGAGAAUGGUAAACACAAAACACGUUUCCUGCCAGGCUGAGGUGGCUCUAGUGUUCGAGGAGCUUCACAUCGACCUUCGUCAGGAUCAAACCAAACACUCAUUCAAGGAGGAUUUCACUGCAGGGGUCUUUAAAAUAUGAAAAUACUUUCUUAAGACUAUAUUUAAAAUUAAAAAAUGUAUAUACAGUAUAUAAAAUAUGUGUUUCUGGUUUUAAUGUCUUUGUUGCCUCAUGACCCCGUGAUGCUUAUUUUCUGCAGACCAGUUGAAUUAUGUAUUCCAGGCCUACCCAGUACAGAACCCGCAGAUGCCCACAGAUUCACCUCAGCAUCUUGGUCUUUAAUAUUUUAUGUCCUAUCACUGUGACAGCCUGAACAUAGAGAGUACUUGUAAUUUUCUUCUGGCCUUUAUUCUUAAAUUCUACAUAAUAAUGUGAUGGUUUGGUCGAUAUAUAUUUAUAUUUGUGUGUGUUGUUCUGAUGUCCAGUUUUUGGACUGGUCUAUUCCAGCUUGGACGAUGUUUUACUACAUUGAGGGAAAGUCUGAAAAGUGAAAAGUUUAGACGCACACUUUGCAAAACUCUUAGAGAAAUAAUUUUGGUGUACAACACUGAACUGAAAAACUACUGAGCUACUUUGACAAAGGAAGCAGGUGACAGCGAUACUGCAACAUGCAUAUUUCUACAUUUUUAAUGUGUAGGCGGCGUGACGUUGAUAGAGGUUUAGCUUGGGUGAGGUAUGAAUCAUCAUAAUCUGUCUUUGUUUUUGUGGUUUUGACAUUUGGCAAAGAUUCAUCAUCAGUCUCACAUUUACCUGCCAGUCCUUUAACCCCUGACUGUUUGUAAAGCAGAUAAAGUGCCUUUAAUGGAGGUAAAAGUCAAUAGGCGCUGACAUGUAACGCCGGUGGAACCAAAGCGCUUGUAGAAGUGACCUUGCUAAUGAAGCCAUGGGACUGACAUGGUACGCCGUCAAGAUGUGCCUUUAACCUUCCCAUAAAACACCAGUUUCCCUUGAGACCGUACAGUCCAGUUCCCACUGGAGUCAACAUAGCUGUCAAUCAAUCUCCUUUUCAAAUCAAAUAACUAAAUCAGAACGAUAAUGACAGGCACCGUGUUUGAGAGCACCUUAUUUGGCAUGUGCUAAAAUUUGAUAGUGUAGGGUGACCAUACGUCAAUGUCAAUGUCAAUGUCAAUGUCAGCUUUAUUUAUAAAGCACAUUUAAAACAGCCAGUGGCCUACCAAAGUGCUUUACAGUAAAAUAGCCAGAAAUUCAGAAUACAGUCACCCUAUUAUGGUGGGACCUAUUGCUGAGUUUGAGUUACAUGAAAAUGACGUCACACCCAAAUUACAAAAGUUAUUUUAGCACUUGCCUUAUAUUUGGACAAGGCCAGUGCUAAAAUAACUUUCAUGGAUGUAGCCAUCUUGUUUCCGCCUCCGAUUUUCUGUUUUUCCGACUUGGUAACUGAAACGCUUGGAACUGGGGUGUGAUGUCAUUUUCAGCUCCGACAUCUGAUGUCUGCGGUAACUCGAACAUGGCAUAAGGCUACGUUCCUGUUUGUGUUGUCAAACAAUGGUGACGUUUGUCUCAUAUUGAUGUCGUAUAAGUCGGAUGAACGCGACCUGAGCGUCCACACUGCAGUCACAUCAGAUACAUAUCUGAUUUAUAUCCACAUACAGAAGAGGCCUGGGUCGGAUUAGGACCAAUCAGAAUUGACCUGUUCACACUUAGAUGAAAAAAUCAGAUAUGUGUCACAUAUGGUUAAAAAAUCGGAAUUGACCUGCAGUGCGAACAUCGCCCAAGUUCCAUCUGCUAACAUGAGGGGGCGGGGCUUGUAGGGCUUGUAACC
Messenger RNA from Xyrichtys novacula (pearly razorfish), 16129 nucleotides. Lineage: Eukaryota; Metazoa; Chordata; Actinopteri; Labriformes; Labridae. The record is from the annotation of a GenBank genome assembly.